UCGAGCGCUGGCUGCGUCUGCGCAUGCUAACAUGCCUUCCAGAGUGCAUUCCAAAUUCAAACAAUCAUUCAAUUCAUAGACCAAUGGCACUGACUAUUCUACUAUAUUGCCUUGUGUUUAAUACUUAACUAUGUGUGAUUGAGUGUUUUACCUAAAGAAAAGUGUUGCACCUGUAAUUUUAUCAAAGUUGUGUCUAUGUAAAGUGGCUACGAUUGGUAUUUUUUGUUUAUCCGUCCGAGUGUAACAACCGUGUUUGAAACCAAGAAAUGGGUUUAUAAUUGGCCCAAAUCGAAGGCUGGGAUGGAUCGAUACAGAAGAAUGUAGCUGCGAAAAUGUCGCAGCGCGAUUUCUCGGAGGUAGAGCCAACCGGCUCUGCAUCUCUGGGAGCCGCAUCCAGAGCGCUUUUCGUGGAGAAAGUUCGAGCCUCCAACGCAGCAUGCCAGUCUGGGGACUUCUCCACGGCUGUUGCGCUGUAUACCGACGCCUUGACUUUAGACCCGGCUAACCACAUACUAUACAGCAACAGGUCAGCGGCGAGGUUAAAGCAAGGUCAAUUCGCGGCCGCCCUGCAAGAUGCCACGCGAGCGCGGGAACUCUGUCCGAACUGGCCCAAAGCCUAUUAUAGGCAAGGUGUUGCUCUACAAUGUCUCGCUCGUCAUGGAGAAGCUUUGGCCGCGUUCAGUUCAGGCCUUGGAGUGGAGCCGUCAUCACGUCAACUCUUGGCGGCGCUCGUGGAAGCCUCACUCAAAUCCCCACUACGAACUACUCUGGAACCCACGUUUAGACAACUGGAAGCUAUGAAAUUGGAUCAGUCUCCAUUUGUACUAAUAUCAGUCGUUGGUCAAGAACUUUUGGCGGCAGGGCAGUACCAGGCGGCCGUCACAGUCCUUGAAGCCGCAUUGAGAAUUGGAUCUUGUUCCCUUAAGUUAAGAGGUUCAGUGUUCAGUGCGUUAUCCUCGGCACAUUGGGCCCUCAGCCAGCUAGAUGCAGCAAUUAACUACAUGCAGCAAGAUCUUGCCGUAGCCAAGUCACUAGGCGACACCGCUGGCGAGUGUAGAGCGCACGGCAACCUCGGCGCCGCAUACUUCAGCCAAGGGUCGUAUAAGGACGCAUUGACAGCUCACCGAUAUCAACUAGUUCUGGCUAUGAAGUGCAAGGACACCCAAGCAGCUGCCGCGGCAUUGACCUCUUUGGGUCACGUGUACACCGCAAUCGGCGACUACCCGAAUGCGCUCGCCAGUCACAAGCAAUGUGUACAGCUAGUUAAGCAGAUGGGAGAUAGGCUGCAAGAAGCUAGAGAGAUAGGCAACGUCGGAGCUGUAUACUUAGCUAUGGGCGAGUUUGAUUCUGCAGUCGAUUGUCAUACACAGCAUUUGAGAUUGGCGAGGAGGUUGGGAGACCAGGUGGAAGAAGCGAGAGCUUAUUCAAACCUCGGCUCAUCAUACCACUAUAGGCGAAAUUUUACACAAGCGAUUGCGUACCACGAAAACGUUCUAAGGAUAGCUCAAAAUCUAGGCGAUAGAGCGAUUGAAGCUAGGGCUUACGCUGGUUUGGGGCACGCAGCAAGGUGUGCCGGCGAUUACGCACAAGCUAAAAAAUGGCACGAAAGGCAGCUAGAUGUAGCUUUAGCAGCUAGAGAUAAGAUCGGGGAAGGCCGAGCUUGUUCAAACUUAGGUAUCGUAUACCAAUUACUAGGUGAACACGACGCAGCACUUAAGUUACAUCAAGCACAUUUAUCUAUUGCUAGACAGCUACAAGAUAAAGCUGGCAUGGGUCGAGCGUACGGCAAUAUCGGUAACGCGUAUUCGGCGGCAGGUUUUUAUGAACAAGCCAUCAAGUACCAUAAACAAGAACUGACGAUAUCCAAAGAGGUUCACGAUCGGAGUUCUGAAGCCUCCACUCAUGGCAAUCUGGCUGUUGCGUACCAGGCUUUAGGAGCUCAUGAUAUGGCGUUGUUUCAUUAUAGAGCACAUUUAGGUAUAGCACGUGAACUAAAAGACGCAGCAGGAGAAGCCUGUGCCCUUCUCAAUCUUGGAAACUGCCUGUCAUCCAGAGGAGAGUUCGCUCAGGCAGUACCAUACUAUGAGCAGCAUCUUAUGCUUUCACAGGAGCUUGGAGACGUUAUUGCUGAAGCAAAGGCGUGCCACUUCUUAGGAUAUGCUCAUUAUUGUUUAGGAAAUUAUAAGGAAGCUGUAAGAUACUACGACCAAGAUUUAUCACUAGCCAAGGAUCUGCAAGACAAAAUGAAUAUGGGUAGAGCAUAUUGCAAUCUUGGCCUAGCUCACCUCGCUCUAGGCAACCUUGAAACAGCUCUAGAAUGCCAAAAAUACUUCUUAGCCAUAGCCCACAUGACACAGCAUUUACAAGGGAAAUUUAGGGCACUUGGAAAUAUUGGGGAUGUUUUAAUAAAAAUGGGAGACGUAGAAGAAGCCGUUAAAAUGUAUCAGAGGCAACUUGGAUUUGCCAGACAAGCUCGUGAUCGAUCGUUAGAAGCAGCAGCGUGUGGGGCAUUAGGCUUAGCGCGAAGAUUACAAAGAAGAUUAGACGCAGCAUUAGGACACCAUACACAGGAAUUAACGCUUCGUCAAGAAGCAGGAGACUCCGCUGGCGAAGCAAGGGCACAUUCUCAUUUAGGAGCCGUUCAUAUGGCAUUAGGGCAUUAUUCACAUGCAGCUAGAUGUUAUCGGGAGCAACUGGAAAGAGCUCAAGAAUUACAAGAUUGUGCUCUUGAAGCUCAGGCUUACGGCAAUCUUGGUAUUGCUAAACUGAACAUGGGACACUACGAGGAUGCCAUUGGAUAUUUAGAACAACAAUUAGCAAUAUUAGAACGAGUGAACACACCAACAUGUCAGCUAGAUAAAGCAAGAGCACUUGGUUCUCUUGGAGAUUGCUAUGAUGCUCUCGGCGAUCCCGAUGAAGCAACCAAAUACCAUGAACAACACUUAGCAUCAGCGUUGAAAUUAGACAAUGCGAGGGAACAAGAACGGGCGUACCGGGGACUUGGGUUAAGUCAUAAGUCAGUUGGUAAUCUUCAACAGGCUCUUGUGUGUUUGGAGAAACGUCUUGUAGUAUCUCACGAGCUAGGUAUACCUGAAGCAAAAGCUCAGGCAUAUGGUGAACUUGGUGCCUUACACAUUGCCCUAAAUAAUCUCGAACAAGCCGUCUCUUGUCUAGAACAUCAAAAGAGUAUUGCCAAGGAACUAAACAAUCAAAUAAUGGAAUCAGAAGCAUGCCAUUCGCUUGGUGUAGCACAUCACGCCCUCGGCGACCAUGCGGCUGCCGUAAGACAUCAUCGAGCAGAGCUUGAACUAGCACAUAGACUUGGACUUACUCAUUUACAGGCCCGCGCAUGUGGUGGAUUAGGCGCCGCACAUGCAGCUUUAGGUGCACAAGCGGAGGCGGCGCGAUGGCAUGAGUCGCGACUUCGCCACGCCACCGCUGCUGGUGAUUCUCGUGGAAGAGCUAACGCGUUGGCAGAUCUUGGUCGAGCGCAUCUCGCAAUGGGUGCAUGUGGUAGUGCAGUGUCCUACUUGCGUCAAGCGCUUGCAGCCACAGAAGGACUUGCUGAUGCCGAUGAAGAGGCUCGAGUGCGACACAGGCUCGGCUUCGCACUUUGGGCCUCAGGUGAAUUGGAAGAGGCAAAAGAACAGCUUCAUGCAGCCCUUACAGUCUUGGAAUCUGGCAAUGAACGGCAUAAAGACAAGAAAACCGUUACCUUAUAUACCUCAACGCAUCACGCCCUUCAGAGAGUACUUGUUGAACUUGGACGUCAUCACGAAGCACUUGUGAUCGCUGAACGAGGACGUUGUCGUUCGCUAGACACCGUCCCAGACAAACAAACUAGUGCCUUGAACCAAGCCAACCUUGAAUUACAUACUGCCCAAAGUAGGAACAUCAAUGAAGAUGUUGGCAAAGAUCGACCAGAACUAUGGAGUCCAUCCACUGUAGAACAAGUCCUUGAAGUGGUGAACAAGCAAAAAUCACCCGUAUUGUACUUCAGCAUCGCAGCUGGAAGACUUUACUCCUGGUUGCUUCAACCUCAUAAGGGUAUCCUAAGAUUCCACCAGACCUGUCUACUUGAUCAAUCCGAAGACAGCGAUAAUAGUCUACCAGAUAUAAGUCCUGAUGACCUUCAAACGAAUACAAGUGCAGGCAAAUUGGAACGAUACAUCAAAGAGUGGUCUGCAUGGCUGAAGACAUCUGCCGAUAGGAGGGAAGACGACCAAUGGGACCUUGAUGAUCGUCCCAACACUGGUCUUGCUAGGAUGGUUACGCGAAAUCACCUGUUGAAUUCCUCGAACUAUUCACUGAGCUCUUUGUUCAGUGUAGGUUCUGUUGGAGGUUCAGUGGCAGGCUCAGUAGCCAGCCUGCAAGGAUCUACAAGGUCCAGUAUUCAUGGACCCAGAAAGAAGCAGCCCUCAUGGCAAGGUCCUCCAUGCCUCAAUUCAUUAUAUCAAAUGCUCAUUGCGCCUUUCGAAGAUCUGCUACCGACUUCCUGUAACAACAAUCAUGCGUCACACGGUCGUCGCGGAUGCGGCGGUAGACGAGACAUAGCACUGGUGGUGGAAGGGGCUCUGUACGCGUGUCCUUGGGGAGCGUUGCGUGGUACCACCGACACAGAACCUCUGUGCGAGCGAUUCGCGCUUCUUGUCGCGCCAGCACUACGCCCUCUCAGGCACACGCGCCAUGUGAGGACUAAACAAACGCAUCCUGAACACGAUGGUGCAAAUGCUAACAAUACAGAAGCGGGCAUGCGAUGUCUCGUGGUGGGUGUGCGGUGGGGAGCGGCGCAAGCGCUGCUCAAGGAGGCCGAACUCGUGGCUGACAUGCUGCGAGUUACACCGCUGACCGACUACCAGGCAUCGAAAGAAACAGUUUUAGCACAACUUCCACAAGCAGAAUGCAUCCACUUUGCCACUCACAUCUGCUGGAAGACUCCUGGCAUCGUGCUCAGCCCCGGAGAAGUGGUUGACUCUCAAGCUAAACGGCUGCUGAAUACAAGCGUUGGUAGUGGAGUCGUUGAUACAUCUACUGAAAACGAAGAAGAAAAUGCUGAGCUUCCUCCAAGUAACGAAGAAUUGCCACCCGCCUCUGAGUUUAUGUUGACGGCAGCAGAAAUUAUGAAUUUGAAAAUCACUGCUAGACUGGUGGUCAUUUCAUGUGCAUCCUCAAGUGCAGCGUUCCAAGAUUCAGAUGAUCCAGAAUCAGUAACGGUAGCCGGUGAAGGAGUGUCCCGAUUGUGCAGAGCUUUCUUAGCUGCCGGAGCUCAAGCUAUAUUAGUCACUCUAUGGCCUUCUCCUCAAGACACUGCCACAAAGAUUUUAUAUAGGGCUUUGUACUCUGCCCUUUUGCAAGGAAGCAGGGUGGCCAAAGCCCUCGGAGAUGCCAUGCAGACAGUUCGACACACAAAACAUUUCUCACAUCCUGCUCACUGGGCCGGUCUAGCGCUAUUGGGAGCUAACGUACGCCUGAGCAACAAAGUGGCUCUUAUGGGCCAAGCGCUUUGCGAAUUGCUCGCCGCUCCAGACAAAUGCAGGGAUGCAUUACGAGUUUGUUUACACUUGGUGGAGAAGUCUCUUCAACGGAUAGUAAGAGGACAGAAGAAUGCAAUGUAUACAACACAGAAGAGCAUCGAGAACAAAGCUGGGACUACCACGGGAUGGCGAGAACUUCUGAUGAGUGUCGGAUUUAGAUUUGAACCAGCAGCGAACGGGAUACCUUCAAGUGUGUUUUUCCCCCAAAGCGAUCCCGAAGAAAGAUUAACACAGUGUUCUGCCAGUCUUCAAGCUCUCUUGGGAUUGACUCCAACGACCCUGCAAGCACUUUCCAAACUUAUAUCGAACGGAAGUGAUGUAGCAGACGACAUCAUCGGCGUGAUUCGGUCUGUCAUAUCACAGUUCUCCACGAAGACUUCUGAGAGCGACACCAUCGAGGUUGCUGUGAAUGUCAGGCUAUGGCGAGUUAAUGGUUGUCACGAACUUUUGGCUUCCCUCGGCUUUGACUUGGCUGAAGUGGGCCAAGAUGAAGUUACUCUUCGGACGGGAAAAGUGGCUAACAGGCGCCACAUCCAAUUUGUGCUGCAGGCUUUGCUUGCUCUCUUUGAUACACAGGAGGCUCCGCGUAGUCUUAGCUUAGAGUCCAGCUCAAGCGUUGAAUCGUUGGCGUCUAUAGAUGAUGGCGACUUGGAACCGCAUUCCGAUGGCGAACCACCACCGAGGCAGCACAGACAGGAAAGUGUCUCAGCGGUACCGCCACCGCCAUUACCAUUAGGAUCUUGUGGAGGUGCCUUCACCAUGUACGUACGCGGCACAACUUCCGCAACUGAAGUUGGUCGAGGUGAACCUGAUGGCAGAACAGCCCCGCCUCCAGCACCCCCACCACCCAGAUAUAGGGGUGAAAGUGACGCCGCCUUCACCCCAUCACCGCCCGCGGCACCACCGCCAAACGCCUCAGCCCCUCAGAGAGACGUAUCUUUAGCUUUAUCUCACCAAACCAAAAUCAGGACUCUUUAUACAAGACGACCUCCUUCGACAGAUGACUCCGAUUGGGAAAGUUCUGGCCACGACACAGUAUUACGUAGACGCCCUGAACAUCCUCAUCAAAGAUAUUUAGAUGCAUUUUACGAUUUAGCAUCGGCGCAAGUUCGGCGACCCGAAGAGGAAAAAUCAGAUCAAACGUUGAAUCAACCAUCGACAUCAAAGAGAGCCCCGAGACCUAAAAUGGGAACGAACAGUCGCGAUUCCAUGGCUCAAGUGAGGCAUAUGAGUGGAGAAUUAACUCCUACCAUAUCGGAAGUUUAUCACGAACGGAAUAUAGGAUUAGGUUUAGCCCCACCACUAGCAGAAUUGCUUUUGUCUGAAGAUUCAAAGACUGAAAUGAGAGCAGCUAGUUCCAGUGAAAAUUUACUUCUGCAGAACUUAGAAAAGUUGGGUCUUCUCGGAGAGUCCAGCGAAUCUGAAGAAAGAUGGUGCAGUGGGAAUGCUUCUCGACCUUGGUUAUCAGCACCACCCUUAGAGACUGACAUUCAAAGUUCAGAUUUGACAACCGCUGAAAUAAUAGAACGCAAAACCAAAUUCAAGAAAGACAUCGAACCUAAAAGAAAAGAAGAAAACGUUUAUGAAUUAAAACCAAAGGAUGACGCAGCGGGACCGAGUGGGAUAGAAAAGCGAUCUGUAUCUCCAUUCUCGGAACUUUCGAGAAGGGAUGAAGGCGAUGGCAGAAGUAUUGCGGAUUCGCAUUCAUCUUAUAAAGCACUUGUUUUAAAUCCUAGAGCGCCAUAUUUGCCUGAGGAAGGAGAAUCGGCUAUCAAUGCAAGUAAAGACGGGGGCAAAACACACCCUAGAAUGAGACGACCUCCUGUGCCCAGAGGUAGACCAACAUACACAACGCUCGAUUUUCCACCGAAUAAGUUAUAACGCCGUGAACGAAAUCGUUAAAAUAAUUGAAUUAAGUGUAAAAGUAGAAGUACAAUAAUAAUUAUAAUUAUUGGAAUAGAAGUAGGCGGCUAUGAUUUCAUAAGUUUAUUGUAAAUGAAUUUGUAAAAAAUGUGUUAAAAUAAUCUUUAUGAACUUAAUGUUACACUUAACUUGUAAGAUUUAGAUUUAAAAAUUAUUUUUUCGAUUAUAAUUAAUUAUUUAUUUUAAAUCUAUUUCUAGUUACAUAGAAAGUACCUACACUCUACAGUGCCUUGUGCAUAACUAAUUGAGGUUAAGUAUAAAAGUAUUUUAUGUCUUGCCAUCGUUUUUUUUUUGUAAAAAUAUAUUUCAAGUGAAAUACAAUACUCGCACA
Molecule: messenger RNA, 7788 nt
Organism: Maniola jurtina (meadow brown)
Lineage: Eukaryota; Metazoa; Arthropoda; Insecta; Lepidoptera; Nymphalidae
Product: tetratricopeptide repeat protein 28
Exons: 42
Coding region: 333-7415 (2360 amino acids)
Molecular function (GO): identical protein binding
Source: RefSeq, a predicted model, not a curated record